AUGGACAGAGAUCCACAUGUAUGUGUUAUGGGUGAAGAYGUAGGUCAUUACGGAGGCUCCUACAAAGUAACCAAAGGCCUUGCUGAUAAAUUUGGAGACCUCAGGGUUCUCGACACCCCUAUUUGUGAAAAUGCAUUCAUUGGAGCUGCCAUGACUGGUCUAAGACCUGUCAUUGAAGUCCAUCCCUGGGAUCCAGAUGGUUGCUUGCUCGACUCCUUACAACGCCAAAGGUUUGAUGAAAGCCGCGAGAAUCCCGUGAUUCUGUUCGAACAUGUCCUACUCUACAAUCUCAAAGAGACAAUCCCGGAAGAAGAAUACAUCUGUAAUCUUGAAGAAGCUGAGAUGGUUAGACCCCGCGAGCACAUUACCAUCCUCACUUACUCGCGGAUGAGGUACCAUGUGAUGCAGGCAGCAAAAACUCUGGUGAACAAAGGGUAUGACCCUGAGGUUAUCGAUAACUAA
Arabis nemorensis is the source of this 462-nucleotide messenger RNA. The record is from the annotation of a GenBank genome assembly. Lineage: Eukaryota; Viridiplantae; Streptophyta; Magnoliopsida; Brassicales; Brassicaceae.